Penicillium canariense is the source of this 240-nucleotide messenger RNA. RefSeq lists its product as uncharacterized. The record is from RefSeq and is a predicted model, not a curated record. The coding region runs from base 1 to 240 and encodes 79 amino acids. The transcript has a single exon. Lineage: Eukaryota; Fungi; Ascomycota; Eurotiomycetes; Eurotiales; Aspergillaceae.
AUGGGCCGCCCAGAAGAAGAAGAACUCACCCGGUCUAUGUUUCUUGGGAUGAUUUCCCGAGCCCAUGGCCUCCAGAUCAGGACGUUGUCCAUGGUUGGGUGGACCCGAAACCGGUUCGCCGGGCAUGCUGUUCUAGAGGGCUUCUUCGGUCUUGACGCAGGUGGUGUGGAGGUGAUCCCAACCCAACGUCUUAUUGACGUGAGCAGCUUCGCAAAGAAGAAAGCUUUUUGGGGGAAAUAA